Messenger RNA from Aplysia californica (California sea hare), 1930 nucleotides. Its product is annotated as mitochondrial-processing peptidase subunit beta. The record is from RefSeq and is a predicted model, not a curated record. The transcript is spliced from 14 exons. Gene Ontology annotation, molecular function: metalloendopeptidase activity; metal ion binding. Lineage: Eukaryota; Metazoa; Mollusca; Gastropoda; Aplysiida; Aplysiidae. The coding region runs from base 41 to 1489 and encodes 482 amino acids. Gene Ontology annotation, cellular component: mitochondrion.
UUCCGGUAGCGCAUGCAUUUUUCAUGUCUCUUUCGGAAAGAUGGCUUCUUCACUGCUGAAGGUCACUGGUGGUGUUGCGAGGAUUCUAAAUUCAUCCUCUAAAACUCCAUUUGCAGCUGCACUGUACAACCGAAGAUGGAGGUCUGCCAAGGCUGUCUCAUACGAGCAGGCUGUGCUGAACAUGCCGGAAACUCGUGUGACUACCCUGAGUAAUGGCGUCAGAGUUGCCACUGAGGACUCUGGUAUCAUCACUAGCACGGUUGGACUUUGGAUUGAUGCUGGAAGCAGGUACGAAGAUCCCUCCAACAAUGGCGUGGCUCACUUCCUUGAGCACAUGGCUUUCAAGGGUACCAAGAAGCGAAGUCAGACUGACUUGGAGUUGGAGAUUGAAAAUAUGGGUGCUCAUUUGAACGCUUAUACAUCCAGGGAGCAAACUGUUUACUACGCCAAGUGUUUCCAGAAGGACUUGCCAAAAGCUGUUGAGAUUCUUGCAGACAUCACCCAGAACAGUCUGUUGGGUGACCAGGAGAUUGAGAGAGAGAGGGGUGUAAUUCUCCGGGAAAUGCAAGAAAUUGAGACUAACCUUCAGGAGGUUGUGUUUGAUCAUCUCCACGCCAUAGCAUACCAGGGAACCGCACUGGGCCAGACCAUCCUGGGACCCACUGAGAACAUCCAGUCCAUCAGCCGCAAUGACCUUGUUGAGUACAUCAACACCCACUACAAGGGACCUCGCAUUGUGCUGGCUGCUGGGGGAGGUGUGAACCACGAGGAGCUGUGCAAACUUGCAGAGCAGUACUUUGGUGGGAUGACUGCAGGCUAUGAGGGAGAGAUCCCUGUGUUGCCCCAGUGCAGGUUCACUGGCAGUGAGCUGAGGAUUCGUGAUGACCUGAUGCCUUUGGCUCAUGUUGCCAUGGCUGUGGAGGGCUGUGGCUGGCAGAACCCAGACAACCUGGCGCUGAUGGUGGCCAACACGAUCAUCGGCAGCUGGGACCGCUCGCACGGUGGUGGCACCAACCUGGCCAGUGAGCUGGCCCAGAACGCUGUCAAGUUCAACCUGGCAAACAGCUUCCAGUCAUUCAAUACCUGCUACACCGACACUGGAUUGUGGGGCAUCUACUUUGUCUGUGACAGAAUGAUGGUAGAUGAGAUGGUCUUCAAUGUGCAAACAGAAUGGAUGCGUCUGUGUGGCGGUGUGCGCGAGUCCGAAGUGGAGAGGGCAAAGAACCUGCUCAUGACAAACAUGCUUCUGCAGUUGGACGGCUCCACCCCCAUCUGUGAGGACAUUGGAAGACAAAUGCUGUGCUAUGGAAGGAGAAUACCCAUUGAUGAAUUGGAAAGAAGAAUCAAUGCCAUCAGCGCUGACACUGUGAAGGAGGUUUGCAUGAAGUACAUCUACGACCAGUGCCCAGCCGUGGUCGGAGUCGGCCCAGUGGAAGCUUUGACAGACUACAACAGACUGAGAGCCGGCAUGUACCAGCUCAGGACAUAAGGAUGCACAUGUGUUAGUUCGGAAAUCUAAUAAUAGACAAUAAAUUGUGGGGAGUGUUUCUGUCGUAGACGCAGUCCUCCGUGAUGUACAUUGGAUAAAGAGGUGUCUAUUGUGUGGUGCACAGCUAGUGGAAAAGAAAAAAAAACUACUGCCAUUUCUGAAGAAGAGACUGAGUUGAUGAGACUAAGUAAGAAAUCAUAUACCAGCAAUUUCUUUUUUUGUAUGAUGAUGAUUAUAGACAAUGAGUAUUCAGUGAUACUUGGGGAGUCAGUUUCGACUGACAUAAGCUUCAGACGGGAAUCUGCAUCUGUUGGCUGUUUUGACCAGAAGUGGCAGUGCGUAGUAGUAUCUGGUAUGUUUGUUGAAAUUGAGAAGCCAGUUUGUUUGACAAGUUGUCUGAAUGAUGUGAAUGUUCCAUUAAACUUAUUUUGUACAGUGAAA